AAAUUGUUCAUUACUGACAAGAUCUUCGAUCUCAUAAAAAGGGCGUUCACUGUCAGUGGGAACAUGUGCUCCAAACAAAAUAACUCCAGAAAAUAGUAAAAAAAAAUCAGUAUUUUAAAAAUCAACCAUUUUUCUGAAACACUAAGAAAAUGUGCGAUGUGCAGAGGCUGAUGGAUGGCCUCGUACAGACUUUUAACAUAUCCAAGAAGAGGCGACUCCAAGAAAUGAUCCAGAUCUUGAAUGAGGUGCGUUGCUGCGAGUGCGGCCACAAAACAAGGCUUAAGAAUGUCCGGAAGAUCAAGUCCGGAUGUCCAACAUCCUCAUCCAAAGGUCGGACACGUUAUCUCAUCGCCGCCUGUUUCGGAUUGCUGUUUCUGAUCUCCAUCUACACGGUCCACGUGGCUCGGAGAUAUAAUCAUGUUCGGGCAUAUGGCAGUAGUGCCUGCGGAUCGACCUUCUUCUACACCUACACCGAUUGCGAUGUUUUCUACUAGUGACUGCAGUAUCAAAUUUGACUUACCGACGCUUAUAUUUGUAUUCACAAAAAUUUUAAAUCAUUUCUGUUACAUAUUGGUACUCAACGAAUCUUUCCAAAACUUGCUAAAUUGAAUUUGCUCAAACUCGCAUUUUUUCGGAAUGUUCAAUUUAAAUUCAUACAUUUUAAAUUAAUUUUAAUAUAAUUUUUCUGGUUCCCAAAAUGUAGUUUUUGAAGUUUUUAGAACGACCUAUGCGAUAAGAAAAUAUGUCACAUAUGUAUGUGGUUCGCCAAUU
Molecule: messenger RNA, 771 nt
Organism: Drosophila rhopaloa
Lineage: Eukaryota; Metazoa; Arthropoda; Insecta; Diptera; Drosophilidae
Exons: 1
Coding region: 150-494 (114 amino acids)
Source: RefSeq, a predicted model, not a curated record